Columba livia (rock pigeon) is the source of this 762-nucleotide messenger RNA. Its product is annotated as heterogeneous nuclear ribonucleoprotein M-like. Bases 82 to 696 code for a protein of 204 amino acids. The transcript is spliced from 3 exons. Lineage: Eukaryota; Metazoa; Chordata; Aves; Columbiformes; Columbidae. Gene Ontology annotation, molecular function: RNA binding. The record is from RefSeq and is a predicted model, not a curated record.
CAGAUCCGGACUGACGGGCCCUGAGGGAGCAGCGCCCGCAGCGUGGCUCGCCCUGCCUCCUCCUCCUCCUCCACCGGGCAGAUGCGGCUCCCUCAGCUCCCUCCCAGGCCCCGCCGGCCGGCAACGGCCGCUCCGGCUCCUCCAGCUCCUCCGUUCCCUCCGGGCGCGGCCGCGGCGACCGGGCCCUGCGCGGGAAGCGGGAGGCCGCCGUGCGCAUGCGCAGCGCCAGCGGGCGCCAUCGCCGGCCGCCACCGUCCCGGCGUGCCCCGCGCGGCGCCAGCGGGGCGGGCUCUCCUCACACAAAGGCGCAGCGCUGGGAAAAUGGCGGCGACGGCGGCGGUAGCGGCGGCCACGGAGAGCGCCGGCGGCAAAAUGGAGGAACCGGCGGCGGCUGCAGCGCCGGCGGCGGCUCCGCCACCACCUAACGGGGCAGGCGGUGCUGGGGAUGCGCCCCCCAAGAGUGAAAGUGAACGACCAAGCCAAAAUGAAAAAAGAAAAGAGAAAAGUGUCAAAAGAGGAGGAAAUCGCUUUGAGCCAUAUGCUAAUCCUGCUAAAAGAUACCGAGCUUUUAUUACAAAUAUUCCGUUUGAUGUGAAGUGGCAGUCUCUGAAAGACCUGGUCAAAGAGAAAGUUGGUGAGGUAACAUACGUGGAGCUCUUAAUGGACGCUGAAGGAAAGUCAAGGGUAAGUGUUUGAGAGAUUUCUUCUGUGGAUUUUCUACAUGACAAAUGUAACUGUAUGGUGGCGUGGAACGAAAGGAAG